GCUCAGGCUGCAUUGUCCCUCACGUUGUUCCAGGCUUACGUUGUUGUCUUGUUUCUUGGCUCUCUGUCUCGUCGGGGUCAGGGCCAGAGCCCGAGCCCGAGCCCAGCCCGGGGCGCAGCCGCAGCCGGCAGCGGGGGCCGCCGCCCCCUGUGGGCCUCCCGCCGCCGCCAACAUGGUGUCCCCGGUCACUGUGGUAAAGAGUGAAGGACCUAAACUGGUCCCUUUCUUCAAGGCCACUUGCAUCUACUUUGUGCUGUGGCUGCCUGCCUCCAGCCCGUCCUGGUUCAGCGCACUCAUCAAAUGCUUACCCAUCUUCUGCCUCUGGCUGUUCCUGCUGGCACACGGACUUGGCUUCCUGCUGGCCAACCCCAGCGCCACCCGAAUCUUCGCAGGGCUCAUCUUCUCUGCAGCGGGUGAUGCCUUCCUCAUCUGGCAGGACCAGGGCUACUUCGUGCAUGGACUGCUGAUGUUUGCAGUGACCCACAUGCUCUAUGCUUCAGCCUUUGGCAUGCAGCCCCUGGCUCUGCAGAGAGGCCUAGUGAUAGCAGUGCUUUCUGGACUCUUCUAUGCCUUCCUCUACCCUUAUCUGUCGGGCCCUUACAUCUACCUCGUGGGAGCCUAUGAGGCACUCAUUGCUUUCAUGGGCUGGAGGGCCGUGGCAGGCCUGCGACUGGUCGGGGCACAUUGGCGCUGGACAGAACUGGCUGCGGGCAGUGGAGCCGCCCUCUUCAUCAUCUCCGACGUGACCAUUGCCAUCAACAAAUUCUGCUUCCCUGUCCCCUACUCUCGAGCCGUCAUCAUGGCCACCUAUUAUGCUGCUCAGAUGCUCAUUGCACUCUCUGUUGUAGAGAGCCGAGACCUGGGUGGAGACUUGGGAUUGAGCAAGGUGGACUGAGCAGGGCAGGGGGCCAGGGUCCAUGGUAACCCAAAGCCCUCCUGCCCUCUUCCCCCCUCUUCCCAGCACUGGGUCCCAGGUCCCAGGGGUUUUCAAGGAAUGGAGCAGAAUAUCUGGAGUUCCAUCCCUGGACUGUGCGAGGUGCUGAAAUGGGCCAGGAUUCUGGGUAUCACCAGGGGAGGUGAUCUUUACCAACACAAGUUUUGGUGGGAAGGCCAAGAAUUGGGAACUGGACAAAUAAAGACAGAUGGCUCUAGGUGAUGUUUUGGAGUGGGAGGGGAACCAGGGAUUCCUCUCCUCCUUGGGCCUGUUGGGGGCCUUUUCCUCUCUUCUGUGGCACAGGGCAGGGAGAAGGGCAAGAACAACUCUCUUUUCCCUGGCCAGCACAGAUGACUUGGGAUGCAUGGGGACAAAUGGAAAGACUGGGGCCUUGCAGACAUCAUCCCUCCUCUUGUGUCUAAACUGGUAAAGGGUGCCUCCUCAGACCCAGAAUUCAUAGAGGAGUACUCUCUGCUGAGAGAUGGCUGGGGGUGGCACAGCUGAGGAGGUGCUGGGCUUGUCUUGAUGCUGGCAGUCUUCAGGUUGCUUCCUUUAUACUUGAACAAGUUAAUGUGGGAGGACCCUCAGUCUGGGGAAGGUGUCUGCUCUGGCCUGGAUUCCUCCUGGUGCUCUUUCAAGGUUGCUCUCCCUGCAGCUGGACUCCCUGCUCUUUCAACCCCGAGCCAUCCUCUCCUUCUCUGGAGAAGCUGACUGUCCACCUGUCUUCUCAGGUUGGGCCCCAGGAGCAGAGGGGCCUGGGCUUCUCUUGCUGAUGCUGUAAUGUGUCAGCUCAUAUGGGGGAGGGAGAGCAGCCAAAGGAAGGGGAUCUUUUUACUCCUUCAUGGUUUCCCUCUGGCGGGACCCCUCUUUCUGGGUUUCUUUCUGUCUCUUGACUUGGGCAGCAAUACUAGAAGUUAUUUUUCUCCAGGCCUAGCCCAAGUUGUAAUCUGAAUCAAGGCGCUCGCGCCUCCUUUCUCUGCUUCCUAUUUCUCUACCCUAGCCCCAAUAUGUUUUCCUUUCUGCCUUUCUUGGGGGCUGAUGGGGAAUCCUGUUACUGAGGCACGUUCAAUGCAAAUGGAUAGAGAAGGGUGGGACCGGCUCUGGCUGCUUUGUAUGGCAAACAAUAAAACCAGGGGCCUUGUGUCCAUCCUGCUCUGA
Messenger RNA from Dromiciops gliroides (monito del monte), 2092 nucleotides. RefSeq names its product transmembrane protein 86A (gene TMEM86A). The transcript is spliced from 3 exons. The record is from RefSeq and is a predicted model, not a curated record. The coding region runs from base 173 to 895 and encodes 240 amino acids. Gene Ontology annotation, cellular component: membrane. Lineage: Eukaryota; Metazoa; Chordata; Mammalia; Microbiotheria; Microbiotheriidae.